Metschnikowia bicuspidata var. bicuspidata NRRL YB-4993 is the source of this 576-nucleotide messenger RNA. RefSeq lists its product as uncharacterized. The annotation marks the transcript as partial. The record is from RefSeq and is a predicted model, not a curated record. Gene Ontology annotation, cellular component: mitochondrion. NCBI's taxonomy places the organism in Eukaryota, Fungi, Ascomycota, Pichiomycetes, Serinales, Metschnikowiaceae. Gene Ontology annotation, biological process: mitochondrial fission. The transcript has a single exon.
GAAGAGGGCAAAUUCAGAUACGCCGCGUACGCCAAUAGAUUGCGCACAAUUCUUUUGGCCUCCCACCGGUACGUGGCGUACACCUCGGAUAUCGGCGAGAGCUUCCGGCCCGUGGCACACCCGGUGCUUGUGACUUUGGGCUACGGCGUGUCGUGGGCAUAUCUCCUCGGCGACCUGUCAUAUGCAGCCUGGAAAGUCAAGAUGAAGACAGAAGGCCGGUACACUCCAGGCUUAAAACCAUGGGACCCGGUGUCUGUGGCGGACCCUGCGGCAGCAGCAGCAUACAAGAAAGAAACCAGCGACAAUAUGGCCGAGUCCGACUGGCGCGUGAUGUUCGUGAAGCGAUGCAUCUUCCAGGGCUUGGCUUCCAUGGUCCUCCCAGCGUUUACCAUCCAUUCUGCUGUCCGCUACCUGUCGUUUCUUUUUCAGAAAAGCCAUGUCAGACUGCUUCGUACAUACGGACCCGUGGCCAUAGGCUUGGGAAUUGUGCCCUUGUUGCCGUAUGCGUUUGACGAACCUGUGGAGCAUGCCGUGGACUGGGUGUUUGAGAGGGGCGAGCUGCUAUACAGGGAGAAA